Messenger RNA from Sparassis crispa, 1554 nucleotides. RefSeq names its product Coronin-like protein. The transcript is spliced from 7 exons. Gene Ontology annotation, biological process: actin filament organization. The record is from RefSeq and is a predicted model, not a curated record. The coding region runs from base 1 to 1554 and encodes 517 amino acids. Gene Ontology annotation, molecular function: actin filament binding. Lineage: Eukaryota; Fungi; Basidiomycota; Agaricomycetes; Polyporales; Sparassidaceae.
AUGCAGCCAUUCAGCCAUGUCUUUGGACAGCAAGGGAAGAAGGAACACGGCUUCGACAAUGUGAAAACCUCAAACAGUGCGUGGGACACGAAUCUCAUUGCUGCAUCUUCCCGGCACAUUAGUAUCAAUUGGAAUGCCUCAGGCGGAGGUGCCUUUGCUAUUCUUCCUCUUCCGACACCCUUCGGUCCUUUGCCGCAUGGAUUCCCCUACAAGCUUCCAGAACUCAUUCCGUUGGCUCGUAGUCACACGGGACCCGUCCUGGAUACUGACUGGUCUCCGUUCAACGACUCCGUGGUUGCAUCUGCGGGUGAGGAUGGCAAGGUCAUGAUCUGGAAGGUCGAGGACUCUGUCUUCGAGGGGUGGGGCCAGGAGCACUGGGAACCUCAAGACUUUGACCCGGUUGCGCGACUAGAUGUUUCGCCGCGCAGAGUUGGACAGGUCCUGUUCCACCCGACUGCGAAUAACGUACUUGCCAGCACAACAGGAGACCAUAUUGUGAAGCUGUGGGAUCUCGAGAAUCCAGAGAACCCGAGAUCUGUUCUCAGCGGUCAUGGCGAUGCGAUCCAGAGCCUUGCAUUCAACCCUGCGGGCAACCUCCUGGUCACUACAUGCAGAGAUAGGAAGCUCAGGCUGUUCGAUCCUCGUGCUGGAGGGGAGGCGGGUGCGCGCGUUACGUGGAUGGGGGAGAGAGAUAGCAUUGCGACGACCGGGUUCAGCAGAAUGAGCGACAGGCAGGUUGGUCUGUGGGAGACCGGCGGGUUGACCAACAUCAAAACAAUGACGAUCGAUCAAACAUCUGGUGUGCUUAUGCCAUUCUGGACCGACAACAACAUCCUGUUCCUCGCUGGCAAGGGCGACGGUAACAUCAGAUACUACGAGUAUGAGCAUGACCAGCUUUACGCUCUGGCGGAGUACAAGUCAUCCGAUCCUCAGCGUGGGAUGUGCUUCCUUCCCCGUCGUGCCCUCAACGUCUCUGAGUGUGAGAUCGCUCGAGCAUAUAAAGUAGCGGGUUCCUCCAUUGAAGCAAUUGCUUUCAUCGUUCCCCGCAAGUCUGAAUCCUUCCAGGCCGACAUCUAUCCUCCUGUUCCAUCUUCUGAGCCGGCGCUCUCCCCUAGUGAGUUCUUUGCCGGAAAGACAGCAUCUCCGAAACUUGUCAGCCUGGAGAACGGGUCAAUUUCUUUUGGCGCCCCUCCUUCUACUUUACCCUCGGCGCCACCUCCGCACGCCGCUCCGGCGCCGACCAGAUCAACUAGUGCUCCCGCCCCCGCCCCCGCUCCUGUGCCUGUUCCAGCUAUCUCCAUUCAUGUGGACCCAACACCUUCACCUGUCGUGAUUAAGUCUGAUCCGAGCCCUAUCAGCCCGGCCGAACUGAGGAUGCUCGUGAGGUCUCAGACCAUCCCGGAAGAUGAACCGUCCGUCUCUAUGCUGAAGGAUGAGAACGCGCGACUCAAUGCCGAGCUUCGCGAGGCCCGUGCACAGAUCAGGAACCUCGAAUUGCAGGUGGAGAGCAUCAAGGCAAACGCGCGCAAGGCGGCUGCGCUGUUGGACAGCUGA